Messenger RNA from Chlamydomonas reinhardtii, 3537 nucleotides. RefSeq lists its product as uncharacterized. The transcript has 10 exons. The record is from RefSeq and is a predicted model, not a curated record. Gene Ontology annotation, molecular function: calcium ion binding. Bases 205 to 2097 code for a protein of 630 amino acids. Lineage: Eukaryota; Viridiplantae; Chlorophyta; Chlorophyceae; Chlamydomonadales; Chlamydomonadaceae.
GAUAGGGCCAAUCUACUGCCUAGAGGGCGUCACGCAAAGGCUUCUCUAAUUCGGUCGUGAGCCGGACCAGUUCGCGAUAUGCUUGCGCCCCGCCGUUGACUAGUCAUGAUACAAUUGCGAGGACAGAGGCAGUGACGAAGACCAGAAACAGCUUCAAAGCGCCGGUCAAGCAGCGCAAGGAGUGACCGGCGCACCGGCGAGCUAAUGGCGACCACGAGGGCGGGCCUUCUUGAGGUCACAGUCGAGUUUGCCAAGGGCCUCAAGGACAUGGACUUCUUUAGCAAGCAGGACCCCUACGCCGUGGUCGAGCUGGGCGGCCAGAAGUGCAAGACGAAGACGCACAAGAAUGGCGGCACGUCUCCUGUGUGGAACGAGACAUUCACCAUCAACGUGAACACCGAGACAAACUUCAACCUCACGGUUUACGACGAGGACCCCGGCAAGGACGACCUCAUUGGCAAGGCUUUGGUGUCCAUUGCGGCGGCCCGCGCGCACGGCACUGACAAGCUGCAGGUGCCGCUGCUGCGGCCGUCGGGGAAGGAAAAGGGCUUCGUGAGCAUGACCCUCAAAUUCACUGCCGCGGCAGGUGGACCGCCGGUGCAGCAGGCUGCUGUGCCGCUACAACAGGGCGCAACGCUUGUGGGGGCCAUACCCGGCUACGGUGUCAUGCCAGUGGCCCAGCAGCAACAAAAACAGGAGCAAUUGCAACAGCAACAGCAGCAGGUGCAGCACCCAUACUAUGCGGCGGCAGCGCAGACGCCGCUGCCGCCCCAGCAGCAGCAACCGGCUCAGCAGGCGCCCCCGCAGGCAUCUGGCGUGCAGCAGACGGGUGCUGCUGGCGUGCCUGCAGGCUACCCCUAUGGCGCCCCGCAGGCAUACUCCCAGCCAGAGCAACCGCAGCAGGCCGCGUAUGGGCAGGCGCAGCCGCCACCGGGGUACCCCGUGCAGCAAUCCACAGGCGGGAAUGGCUACCCGCCUUAUCCGGGCGCACCUGUCGCAGGGGCAACUAGGGACGUGGUGGAGGCCGCGCCAUCAGCGGCGCAGGAGCAGGGGCCUGGGGCGGGGACAGCGGCCACAGCUGCGGGUGCCGCCGGGGCCGUGGCUGUGGCUGCCGCGGCGGGUGAGCAGGCAGCUUCACGUGCGCACCUGUCAGCAGCGGCACGCGCGGCCGCCUCGGCGCCACCGCCUGCCGGCGGUUACCCUGACCUUGCAGGGCUGCAUGUGGGCGAUGCGCCAAAGCACAGCACCGCACCUGCGGCAGCGGGCGGGGCGGUCGCGCCGCAGCCGCAGCUGCUCGCCGAGGCCGUAGCAGGCGGUGGGGGCGCCGCGCCCGCACCCGCGCCCACAGACGAUAUGGCGUCAGCGUUACGCGGCGUGGCGCAGCCGCCGCUGGGCCAGCCACAAGCACCGCCGCCCUAUGCGGCGCCAUACGCGUACGGAGCAGCGCCACCUGAGGGCCCACCAGGGGCGCCGGCCCCCUACGGCGCGCCGCCUCCAGCUGCUGGGUACGGCGCGCCGCCGCCAGGCUACCCGCCGCAGCAGCCGUACGGAUACCCCUAUUCAGCACCAGGGUAUCCGGCUGCGCAGCCGCUCUAUGGCGCGCCGCCACAGCAACAGCCCUACUGCGCGCCACCGCAGCAACAGCCGUACGGCGCUCCGCCGCAGCAACAGCCCUACGGCGCUCCGCCACAGCAACAGCCGUACGGCGCUCCGCCGCAGCAACAGCCGUACGGCACUCCGCCACAGCAACAGCCGUACGGCGCUCCGCCACAGCAACAGCCCUACGGCGCUCCGCCACAGCAACAGCCGUACGGCGCUCCGCCACAGCAACAGCCCUACGGCGCUCCGCCGCAGCAACCCUACGGAGCGCCUCCGCCGGCAUACGGCGCCCCUGUCGGCUACGCGCAGCCUCCAGCCGGGCACCCAGCCUACGGGGCGCCGCCGCCCGGGUACCCGCCGUAUGGGCCGCCUCCGGGCGCCCAAGGUUAUACGCCGGCGCACUACCCACAAGGUUACGAGGCAGAUGCGGCUUUCCGCCAUGGCCUGCCACGCUUUGGGACCGGGAAGAAGAGCCCCAAGAAGCAGAAACACAAGUAAGGGACGGGUGCCUCACUGGUAGUUGGCAACGUGGUACUCGGCGGUUGUACACUGUUGGACGUUGGAUUGCCACCCAGGCCAAAGCAGGGUAUGCACACGCGGUAGCACAGGUCAUUGCCUGGAGCGCUCUGCCUUAAGGGUCUGGUGGUCCUCAGGCGUAGGUUGCGCUGGCGUGCAGUUAGGGGGCACAUGCGCCCUGGGGGCUCUGCAGCUUGCGGGAAUGGGAGAAAGGUAGUGAGCCCUGUGAACAAGUGGGUAGAGACUAGAUGGCUCGCCCCACGGCGUCUGGCAUCGGAGUGGAUGGGAAGUGGCGUGUAUGAGUUUUGCACCAAGGCCGUUGUUAUUGUCUACCACUUAGACCACCUGAUCUAGUGACCUCGACCGCGUAUGAUAUGUGUAUUACACUGUACAGCAGCUUGCUGGUGGAUGGGUGAGGCAUGGACGGGUCCGGGCUGCGGGCAUGAGCAAUCGAAAUCGCGGUUUGGGGCGGCCGGAUGGGGGCUCUGGUCUAGCCUCGCCGCACUGGCGAGAUACCGUACAUCCUAGACAUUAAGGUUCAGUCUAUGGUCGUUACAGCUGAUGGACUGGGUGGUAUCUCGUGCAACGCCACUUAGUUCAGCCACGCAGCUGCAUCGACGGCGCCCACGCGGGUACCACCAGGCGGCUGGAUGGGGUCUAGGGGAGUCCCUUCUUCCGCGGGCCUUUUCACUGUGAGCAAUAACUCGUACAAGGAUGCUGACCCGACCUACCCCCCACAAUUCGAUAGCGCUCUAUCCGCCUGGCUAGUUAGAUUUCUUGUACGAGCUAUUGCCCGUGGUGAAAACUGGGCUGCCGUCCGGGGGGUGCGUUUUCCCAGCCAAACCCGCACGUUGGACGUUGCCCCGGGGCAAAUCCUACCGCACGGAUUAGACACCGCCUUUCUGUAGGUACAUAACCAACAUCAUCAUCAGCCAGAAGUGGUCGGCAAAGGUCCAAAUUAUGCUUAUCGGGGCUCAAGUCGCGAAAUUGACCGAAGCCCAUAUCUCGCAUAUGCGCUGUUUGGGGCCUGAAUCUAUUGCCGUCGACAUUAAUUCUCGUAUAGAUGUAAUCAAAAUAGCUUCAGGCUAAGUUGGCGGGGUCCUGGCGAGCGCGACAUACAGCAUUUCGACUUGAGCUCUCGCUCAAAAUUAUGCCCGAGCACCAUCCAGGGACCUUAUUAUGCGUAAUGGGAUGUCAAUUCAUGGUCGGGGCGACAGUCUGGGCAUAGACCUUGCGAUCCCGCCCUUGACCCCCGGAGUGGUACCCGCGUGACGGCGCCUUGCCACUUCAAGAAUCGUGGAGCCCGCGCUAUGAGCCUCGUGCUUUGCCGUCAAAGUUUGCUACGUAUGCACCAGCGUUUUGGCCAGCGCUCGUAUCUUACGAAGGCAGGGGCAGCGUCAGUGGCCGAAUUCCUUAAAAUGG